This is a messenger RNA of Dermacentor silvarum, 416 nucleotides long. RefSeq names its product R.appendiculatus Kunitz/BPTI-like protein. The record is from RefSeq and is a predicted model, not a curated record. The coding region runs from base 42 to 356 and encodes 104 amino acids. NCBI's taxonomy places the organism in Eukaryota, Metazoa, Arthropoda, Arachnida, Ixodida, Ixodidae. Gene Ontology annotation, molecular function: serine-type endopeptidase inhibitor activity. The transcript is spliced from 3 exons.
UGCUUCUGCCCACAUCUCGCAGAGGAACAUCAACUGAAGUAAUGGCGUCUACCAUUGUGCUGACCAGCGUGUUGCUGCCGCUUAUAUUGCUUUUUCUCCAAGGAAGCUAUGCGGCUGAUGAUGUGGAAGCUAGACGCGAUACAUUGGCAUGCAACCGGCUGACCCAAACAUGCAGUUAUCCGGAAAGUUGCCAAUGCGACUGGCAAUCAGGCCCCGGUGAGGUGGUUCAGGACUUGGUUCACUACAACCCAUCAACCAACCAGUGUGUACAAGGAGGAAAGGUAGCCAACUGCAACGGAUUUACCAGAAUGAACCAGUGCGAGGCUUCCUGCGUAAACAACGUUAGGGGGCGUUAGCCGCAUACGUUAUUACCAUCCUUUGAUGCGUACGUCGUAAUAAAGUAGUUGAUAAAAGUA